Messenger RNA from Actinia tenebrosa (Australian red waratah sea anemone), 2918 nucleotides. RefSeq names its product E3 ubiquitin-protein ligase TRIM45-like. Gene Ontology annotation, molecular function: ubiquitin protein ligase activity; zinc ion binding; protein binding. The record is from RefSeq and is a predicted model, not a curated record. Lineage: Eukaryota; Metazoa; Cnidaria; Anthozoa; Actiniaria; Actiniidae. Gene Ontology annotation, biological process: proteasome-mediated ubiquitin-dependent protein catabolic process; protein polyubiquitination.
UCUGUAUAUUUUUAGACCAAUGGUUAGUGUCGGGGUAUUUGAAUAUUUCGAGGUCAUGAUUAAUAUAUAAUGAAAGUUCAGCUAUUUCCGCGUGAUCGACCAUAUUAUAAUUUUUCAAGAUAUGUUUUCGUAUAAGCCUCUUCCCAUGAUUCCAGUCUCACAACAGAUUGGGAGUUACAGGAACUGACGAGCACUGACUCAGUUUGGUCGGCAGAUAAAAUGGGCAUUGCCGAAGAACUGAAGAAGAUAGAAUCGAAGCUGACUUGCCCUGUAUGUAAGAACAUCUUCAUUGAUCCAAAACUGACUCCGUGUUUACAUAAUAUUUGUCUUGGAUGCCUGAACGAAAUCGGAAAGAAAAAUCCUUAUUCUUCUCACAUCGACUGCCCUGUUUGUCAAGCAGAGAUUGAAAAGCCGCUGCUGAUUGGAGUCAAUGGCUUCUCUACAUUUACCUCUGAUGUUUACAUAGUACGAUUACUUGAUCUUUAUUCGAGAAAUUAUAAACACAGCCAAGAAAAUUGUAGCAGAUGUGAACAGAAUUGUGAGGCGUUCGCGUUCUGCUUCGAAUGUGGCGAUUUUUUCUGUUCCAAAUGUACGAACGACCACACAAUAUCAACUGGCGGAAAACACCUUAUUAUCAAGACCAACGACAUGACCGAGAAAGAUGUACAGGCCAUAAUAUUUCGGMAAAUGUUAACGUGUGGUCACCAGAAAAACCGAGGAGCUUGUCCCGUACAGUUUUAUUGCAGACAUUGCAGUAAGUGUAUAUGUCAGGUGUGUAGUUCAACAGCGAAGGAAAAACACACUAACAUUUCUCUUCUGAACGACGAGUUUGAGGAAGCUUCCAAGAUACUGGAAGCUGAAAUCAAAAGUGUCACGAAACGUGGCGAGGAGAUCACGGAGGGCAAAAAGCUCAUUGAACAACGUCUUAUCGACCUCGAUAAAGAAAUAGAAAAAGUAAAACGACAAGUUCAUUUUGGCAUGGAAAAGAUAGUAAACCUACUUAGGCAACAUGAAAAAGAAAUGUUUUCGCAUAUCGAUGGCGUCAGGGACGUUAAGAAAGAGAAUCUUGAAUCACAAUUGAAAACGUUCGAUAUGUGUUUGCUUCAAGUCAAAAGCUCCAUUGAUUUUACCCAAGUCAUGCUGCAAAGAAAUGUCACGGCUGAAGUCGUGACACUAAAAGAGCAUGUCCACAAUAGGCUGCAGCAACUGGCUCAAAUGUCCGUUGACUCGCGACCCAUCGAGAGCGCCUGUGUUGGCUACGUUCCAAAUCAUGAUGUGUUACGUCACAUCCAGACAAGUGUUCUUGGACACAUCGCCUCGAGUAAUACCGACGUCAUUUCCUCUAAGGCAGAUGGUGAAGGGUUGAGAGAUGGGGCGGUAGGAGAAGAAGCGGUGUUUAUUGUCACUACAUGUGAUUUGAAAGGCGAAACAUGUUAUAGUAGUAUUGACAGUCUGGGUGUCAGAAUCACAGCAUCGGACGGGACAAAGGUUUUACCAAAAAUGAGUAAUAACGAAAAUGGAAUGUAUGAAAUAAGCUACUUGCCAUACACGCCUGGCAAAUACAAAGUCGAGGUGCAAGUAGGCGAGAAAGAUAUUAAAGGAAGUCCUUUUGAAGUGAACAUUCGUCCUCCAGUUCUGGUGCCGCUGAAGGCGUUCGGGUCACAUGCGGGAGCCACGGGACACUUCAGCCAACCGCACGGGAUCGCAGUGAGCGAAGUGGGUGAAAUCGCGGUAACAGAUACACAGAAAAAUUGCAUUCACAUUUUCGACUCUGAUGGAAAAAAGCUCUUGGAUAUCGGAAAAUAUGGGAUUGAUGAAGGAGAGCUAAACUACCCAGCUGGGAUUGCUUUUGACAAGGCAAAUAAAUGUAUCAUUGUGGCAGACAGGGAUAAUCACAGAAUCCAGAUUUUUAAUCGCAAAACUGGGAAACUCGUCAAGAAGUUUGGAAUACCGGGGACAGGAGAUGGUCAGUUUAAUAAGCCGACUGGUGUGAAUGUCGACAAGGAUGGCAGGAUAAUAGUGACAGAUUGGCAGAAUCAUCGAGUGCAAGUCUUUUCAGCCGAGGGGAAAUUUCUCUUCAACUUUGGUACAGGAAUAACAGACAAACUAAAGCACCCAAGAGAAGCUAUUUUCGUGCCAUCACAAAACAUCUUUGUCGUCGCCGAUACAGGAAAUAAUGUCUUGAAAGUUUUCGAUGACAAAGGCAAUUUCCUUCGUAUAAUUGGAAAGCCAGGAAACAAGAAAGGCGAGCUGUAUAGCCCUCGAGGUUUGGUUGUUGACAAUGAAAACCGUCUUAUCGUAUGUGACUUUGACAAUCACCGACUGCAGUUCUUUAACCUCCAAAAUGGCAGAGCUCUGAAUGCGUUCGGCUCCAAGGGUACAAAUGUUGGGCAGUUUAAUAAUCCUCUGGCUGUUGCAGUCAUCAAUAAGGAAGAAAUAGUAGUAACUGAUUGGAGAAAUGACCGAAUUCAAAUCUUUUCAAUGGGUCCCAAGUGGAAAAUGGCCUAUUUGUGCGACUCUUGGGUCUCAAACGUUAAUAUGCAAUAGAUUUUUUUCUUAGAGUGCAAACGCGAUAUCUGUGAAACAAAGCAACUAUAUAGUUUGUACUAAAUAGAACUGAUGAAACUAGUCAUUGCGCUAUCCUGUACUAUUUAAAGCAAAAUAAAUAGGUUUUUUUUAAAUAGAAAACUCUAAUGACUCCUCAUACGUCACAGUCAUUAGCAUAUGACUUGGAAAGCCUUUGAUUGAACCGAAGAAGCCGCACUCAAACUAUGAUUUUUUGGGGGUCAUUCAAAAGCUUACCCCACGUAGAAUCAAUAGUGAGAAUAUUGUCAGUAGUGUGAUAGGCACUUGAAAAACUUGUUCCAAUUAAGCCUCUUUAUAAUUUCAAAACCAAUAAAAUAAUAAUCAAGAUGGUA